Trichoderma aggressivum f. europaeum is the source of this 960-nucleotide messenger RNA. RefSeq lists its product as uncharacterized. The transcript has a single exon. Bases 1 to 960 code for a protein of 319 amino acids. Lineage: Eukaryota; Fungi; Ascomycota; Sordariomycetes; Hypocreales; Hypocreaceae. The record is from RefSeq and is a predicted model, not a curated record.
AUGACCGACGUGGCCGACAUCCCCGUCGACUCGGCCUCGACUGAAGUGGCUGCGGCCAUCGACUCUUCAGCCGUUGCCGUGGCCGAUCCUCUUCCCUCGAUUCCCACGCCGGCCAAGGCCCCCAUUGGCGCUGUUCUAGCCGCCGUGCCGUCCAACGCGGAUGCCUUUGCUGGCCAUCUGCUGCGAUGCAUCCAGACCCGCGCCGGCGCCGAUGCCGUCCUGCAGUUCCUCUGCUACUCCUCCAAGCUGUCGGGCGCCGUGCUCGAGACGCUGAGCCGCAAUGCGCUGCGGCAGUCGGCACAGAAGCUCAUUGCCAUGGCCUUCCAACUACCGCCCGCCACGACCGUCGUCCUCUCAUCAGCCCCAGCGCCUCCCGGUGCGGCGUUUGCGCUUAACCUGGCGACCAAGCUCAAGGCAUUUGCAGGCGUGCUAAGCGAGGCACGGACGAUUAACAGGCUCUGGGGUCUGCUCGGCCUGUACUUUGCGCUCAAGCGAGUCCUCUCCCGACCGCGCCCCAAGAAGGAAGACGGUGAGAAAGAGGGAUCAGAGUCGGUUGCUCUGGCGCGGUUCGACACCGUCUUCGGUCUCAGCCAGAUCUUCGCCCUCAUCCUAUACCAAGUGUUUGAGAACCUCGCGUUCCUGGGCAGCAAAAAGGCCAUUGAUCUGAAGCCCACGACGAUGGGCAAGUUUGGCCUCCUCAGCGUGCGAUGCUGGGGUGCGUAUACCUUCAUGGAGCUCGCCAGGUUGCUGCUGGAGCGUACGCGCAAGAGCGCCCAGGCCAAGGACGCCGCUUGGGCAAAGACUUGGAACAAGAGCUUCUUCCGCAACUUGGCGUGGGCCCCAUUGACUGUUCAAUGGGGCAUGGUUGGCGGAGGACCUCUCCCUGAGACGGCGAUUGCCUUGCUGGCGAUGUACCCCUCAACGGGACAGAUGAUUGAUCUCUGGCGUGAGACGGCUUAA